Lycium barbarum (goji berry) is the source of this 1804-nucleotide messenger RNA. Its product is annotated as pentatricopeptide repeat-containing protein At3g14580, mitochondrial. The record is from RefSeq and is a predicted model, not a curated record. Gene Ontology annotation, molecular function: protein binding. Lineage: Eukaryota; Viridiplantae; Streptophyta; Magnoliopsida; Solanales; Solanaceae. Bases 37 to 1248 code for a protein of 403 amino acids. The transcript is spliced from 2 exons.
CCCUUUUCAUUUCAUUUCUCCUAAAGAACACCAACAAUGCAGAGUGUCAUCAACUCAUAUAGACCAAUGUUUUCAAUUCGUUACAAACCUUUAAUUCACAAAUUAAUCUUUCAAUCUCCAAAAUAUUUUCCACCUUCAUAUCAAUUGUCAACAUCUCAAAUACAAAAUUAUGAUGACAUCAACCUUAUUAACAACUACAAAGAUUGGUUAAGUCCAAAUGAAGUCAUUAAAAUAUUCCAAAAUCUCAAAAACCCAAAUUCAGCACUAAUUAUACUUAAUGAAAUCUCAAAAAGAAAAGAUUACAAACCCAAUGAAGCAAUUUAUAGUACAGUUAUAAAAAACCUAGCAAUAGCUAAGAAUUUUGAUGAUAUUGAAACCCUAAUGAAAAAAAUCAAGAAUGAAAGAAAAUGUAGACUUUCAGAUGAUUUUUUCUAUAAUGUUAUUAAGAUAUAUGGUCAUUUAGCUGGUAGAAUUAAUAAAGCAAUUGAUACCCUUUUUGAUAUGCCUAAUUAUAAGUGUUGGCCUAGUGUUAAAACUUUUAAUUUUGUGUUAAAUUUGUUAGUUAAUACUAAGCAAUUUGAUGUUGUUCAUAAGGUUUAUAUACGUGGUAACGAAUUGGGUGUCGAAAUUGAUGCUUGUUGUUUGAAUAUUAUCAUUAAAGGGUUGUGUCGUUGUGGGGAAAUAGAUGGUGCAUAUAAGGUGUUCGAUGAAUUUCCUAAACAAAAUUGUCAGCCUAAUGUUAGGACUUUUUCGACUAUAAUGCACGCGUUAUGUGAGCGCGGUCGUGUUGACGAGGCGUUGGGUUUGUUCGAGAGGAUGGAAAAGGAGGAAGUCGAACCGGAUGCUAUCGUGUUUAAUACGUUGAUUUCGGGGCUUAGGAAGCAAAAAAGAGUUGAUGAAGGGAUUGAGAUGUUCAAGAAAGUAAUGGUGAAAGGUUGUGAUCCAAAUCCAGGUACUUAUCAGGAGGUGUUGUACGCUUUGCUUGAUGCCAAGAGGUAUUUGGAGGCAAAAGAUUUUAUGGCUUUCAUGAUUGAUAAGAGGGUGAAUCCAAGUUUUGAGUCUUAUAAGCUGGUGAUGCAUGGCCUUUGUGAUGGUAAGCUUCUUGGAGAUUUAGAUUGGGUGUUGAGGCAAAUGGUGAGACAUGGAUUUGUUCCUAGGAUGGGUAUGUGGAGGAAGAUUCUGGGUUGCUUGUUUCCUGAUGGAGGUUGCUGUACAACCUAUACUUAUGAUGAAAUUCUUAGAGACUAAAUCUACAAUGUAUUACGCGAUGGUACUUGUGGAAAUUCCCCAUGGAAAGUGUUGUUGCUGAUGUCAAGAGAUACAAGAAAGGAGAGGUUUCCAAGGUGUGGAGCAAUGGUACCAUGAAGCGGCAUGCUAGAAAUAUCUAAAGCUGUAACCUAUGGUGGCGAGAGCUGCAAGUGAUUCCAAUCCAGCUGCAAACUGAGCUUGAAGAAGACCAGUUGCUUGCUAAGAUAUUAUUUGGAUUAGGAGAAACGCGAGACUUCGAGGCAAGAAGAGCAGCUUCGUCAGUGCUAAUAUUGGGAACAAUAGCCAGUGACUUAUGGUGAUGAAGCAGAACGAAAACUACAAAAGCAAAGAGAAGAUUCCAACUUAUGCCCAUAACUAUAACAGUCAGGUUUCUCUUUUUUUCCUAAAACAAGAAUUGAUGAGCUAAUGAUAUCAAAUUCAUUGGAUUACCAAUAUAUACUGUUGUUAGUCUCUGAAGUUUUCUUUCGGUUAAGAGUGUCACUUUUGAGUAUUACAAGUUGUAUUAGUAAAAGCUGGUCAAUCUGUAUUUUGCUUU